CGACUGCGACAGCGACCGCAGUAAUCAGAGUCAGAGUCAGAGUCAGUGUCAGUUGUGCCCGUCAGUCGUUAGACGCGUCUCGUUAGCCGUGGACAUAGCAAUCGCAGCGCUUGGCAGUCAUUCAUAAAUCAAAAAUAAAAGUAUAUAUAUAAAUCCGAUUUGUUAACUAGCUGUUCAAGUUAAAUUGUUAACAACAACAACAAUAUGGUCGAGACCGUCGUCACCGUCGAGCGCACAACAACAACAACUGGCCCACCUGGCGGCAAUCCCUCAGCCAGUAACAAUGGCAACUUCUGGAGCGCCAUUCGCUUGAAUCUCGACUAUUUUAAAACGGCACCGGGCCUCAUCAAGAUAGUCCAAUUGAUAUUGGGCAUCAUUUGCAUGGCAUGCGCCUCGCCCGCACAGGCGGCAGCUACGAGCUUUUUUCUAUUUGCUGUUGUCCUCUCUUUCAUAAUUACCUUCUUGCUGAUUGCAGCAUAUUUCCUGGGCAUACGCGAGGCGCUCAACGUGGCCGUUAAUUGGAUAUUUUCAGAACUGCUGACAACUGCUGUGUUGACGUUGCUCUACUUUAUUGCAUUUAUUGUGCAGCUGGCCAGAUGGUCCGAAACGUAUGUCCCCGGACGUGCUGCAAAUGUAACGGCUGGCGUUUUUGGCCUAUUCAACUUCUUGGCUUAUGCGGCGGGCACAUAUUUCUUAUUCCUGGCGCACAGAUCGGGCGCCACGCAUUAAAAGUGUUUUAGCAGCAAAGCCGAACAGCGAUCUGUUCUGUUUGAUUCGAUAACCGAUAAGCGGAACAAAUUUUUUUAGUCAUGCGCACCCAAAAAAAAAAGAAAGAAAAAACAAACAAAUAGCAAGCAGCGCACCCACCACAAAAGCCAACAUAGCGUAGUUUAAGAUUUAAGUGCAAUUUGUUUGGAGAGUUUUUAAAUAAUUUUUUGUUUUUUUUUGUUAUAUUCCAUUUUAGUUUUUUUUUUUGAUCAUUUAAAUCUAACGGCAGUAACGAAUGAACGCUCAACUACAAGUUCGCUCAGUUUGGUUCAUGUGCGGGCUCAGUUCGGUUUAUGUUCAGGCUCAGCUCAGCGCUUGACUCGGCCCGCGCGACUUGAUUUGUUUUUAAUGUUAGUAUAAUGCUUACUUUAACUUUAACGCCUGCUAACAUUUAAGAUCAACACAUACAAGGCAACAAUAACAACAAACAAAUACAACAAAUAAGUUCAAUAAAUUAUUCGUAUUUUGUAACUGUAAAAUAAAUAUUAUUUAAUCCACCGCUGGUUGUGCACUUGACUAUUCUGGCAGAGUGGCAAACCUGACUACAUUUUGUA
Molecule: messenger RNA, 1322 nt
Organism: Drosophila hydei
Lineage: Eukaryota; Metazoa; Arthropoda; Insecta; Diptera; Drosophilidae
Product: CKLF-like MARVEL transmembrane domain-containing protein 4
Exons: 4
Coding region: 205-729 (174 amino acids)
Cellular component (GO): membrane
Source: RefSeq, a predicted model, not a curated record